This is a messenger RNA of Coniophora puteana RWD-64-598 SS2, 423 nucleotides long. RefSeq lists its product as uncharacterized. Bases 1 to 423 code for a protein of 140 amino acids. The record is from RefSeq and is a predicted model, not a curated record. The transcript has 2 exons. Lineage: Eukaryota; Fungi; Basidiomycota; Agaricomycetes; Boletales; Coniophoraceae.
AUGCCUUCUACGUCCCGGCGAACCCGUCACGAAGCCUCUGCAUAUAAGCCUUCUGGUCCAUCAAGAAACCCUACCAACUAUGCUCAGGAUAGAUACACCCGCUCCAAGAAAGUACAAGAAGCUUCUGCCUCAGGCUCUUCUGAUCCACGCAAGCCCGAGUGUGAAGACGACUCGGACGUCCAAAUAGAACAGCUUACAAACUCUAUCACCCGAACCUUAAGCUUAAGUCUGAAGGGCAAGGCUGCUUACGAGUCUUGUUACGAGUUGACGUCAGGGGUUGCAUCUACAGGACCCGAAGUUGAAUCAGAGGAACUCCAAGAAGCCAAUGCGGCAUCUGGUGAUUCCAAAGCAAAGGCCGAAGAAUUAAAGGCUGUUUUGCAGCCUGCGCCUCGUGUAAAAAGAGAUGAUGUAGGUCUCAUCUAG